AUGCGCGGCGCUGAACCCAUCGGUGGCGCAAAUUCUUGGGAUCGACUGCAGGUCAUAACCCGAUUACGACGUGCGCGCCUAAAGCCUUUACAGGCCUCGUCAUUGUGUUCCAAACACGAAUCCCUAUCUUCUGUUCCCAACGGGAUCCGCACGCCCACCAACGCUGCUCUCCCUCAUCUGCAAGGCUAA
Molecule: messenger RNA, 189 nt
Organism: Bipolaris oryzae ATCC 44560
Lineage: Eukaryota; Fungi; Ascomycota; Dothideomycetes; Pleosporales; Pleosporaceae
Exons: 1
Coding region: 1-189 (62 amino acids)
Source: RefSeq, a predicted model, not a curated record